GCAAUUUCCCUUUCGUAGAAAAUACUAUUGAAAAACCAUGUCUUUUUGUGUCCCCUCCACCAAAAAAAAAAAAAAAAAAAAAAAACCAGAGAAGACAUUGGUUUACCAUUACAUCUUGGCAACGAUAAAACCCUUCAUCUCCCAAUCUCUCUCUCUCUCUCUCUCUUCUUGUGUUUUGGCUCUCUCUCUCUUUCUCUGCCCUUUGUGUAGUUUUAACUUUCAACAAAAAAGAAUAACACCGUAAGACUAUAACCCUUUACUAAUGCGCUUGUUUCUUCUGUGCCUUCCUCUCUCACAAAAUAACCUUCUUAGUAGAUCCUAAUCUCUCAACACAAAUCGCUUCAAUUUCUUCUUCUUCUUCUCAUGUGAACGUAAUCGCCUCUAAACUUCUAUCCGACUCUUCUUCUUCCAACUUUUCAGGUAGUGAUGGGGAAGAAAGUUAAGAAGAAGAGCCGAACUCCUCAAAAGGAGAAACGGGCUGCAGCCAUUUCCCAGAAAAAUGUAUCCGAACCGAGCAGCCGAAGUGUUGAAAUGGUAGAUAAUUUAGUUUCAGAAGCAAAAGAGAAAAAAUCUUGUCCCCAUUUAGAUAAAGGUGUUGAUUUGGAGGCACUGUCUGCUAAAAUUGGGUCUUCAGAACAUGAUAGGUGUGAAGACUGUAGGGAAGGCGCCGCUGAUAGGAGGGGCGGUAGGGGAAAAGGUAAACAUGGAAAGAAGAAAGGGGGUGGUUCGGCCGAACUCGAGUCAAAAGCCAUUUGGGUUUGUCUGAAAUGUGGACAUUUUGCUUGUGGAGGGGUUGGACUUCCGACGGACUCUCAGUGUCAUGCAAUUAGACAUACCCGGCUUACUCGUCAUCCACUAGUUAUCCAGUUGGAAAAGCCUCAGCUGCGAUGGUGCUUCCCCUGCAAUACACUUGUUCAAGCAAAGAAAACAGAAGAAAAUGGUGGACAGAAGGAUGCUUUUUCUGAGGUUGUAAAAUUGAUAAAGGGGCGUACAUCGGAGGGGUCAGCAGUAAACGUUGAGGAUGUAGGGUUUGGGAGUGGCAGUGUCACAACCGAAAUAAAAUCUGCUGCUGCUGUGGCAAUUGAUUGGGAUGGACAAGGUGGUUAUGUAGCUAGUGGGCUGGUUAAUCUCGGGAAUACUUGCUUCUUCAAUUCCGUGGUGCAAAACCUUCUUGCAAUGGAUAAGUUGCGAGAUUACUUUUUUAAGUCGGACGUAUCUGUUGGACCUCUUACUAUGGCCUUGAAGAAGCUUUUUGUGGAAACAAAACCGGAUGCGGGUUCAAAAAGUGUGAUAAAUCCUAGAGCUGUUUUCGGAUGUGUUAGUUCCAAGGCUCCCCAAUUUAGGGGAUAUCAACAGCAUGACAGUCAUGAGUUGCUUCGUUGCUUACUUGAUGGACUGUCUUCAGAGGAGUUGGGAAUGAAGAAACAGAUGAAUUCUUCCAAGGAAAAUGGUAACUCUUCUAGUCUAGGGCCUACUUUUGUCGAUGCUGUAUUUGGGGGACAAGUAGCAAGUACCGUACGCUGUGUUCAAUGUGGACAUUCCUCAACUGUUUAUGAACCAUUUUUAGAUCUCUCUUUGCCAGUGCCAACUAAGAAACCUACAUCUAAGAAGUCUCAGCAAGCCUCUUGGGAAAAGAAAGCUAAGGUGCCACGAAAGAGAGGCGGAAAGACCAGGCCAAAACUUAACCGCAGUAUAGAAUCUGCUGCAGUUGCUUCACCGAUCAAAGAACUUUCCUGCGAACCGCAGUCUAGCUCUACUGGUCCGACUACUGUGGCCGAAGAAAAUGGUUCAGUCGUUCAUAAUCCCGCUCCUGUUGAGGAAACUAAAAAUAAACAAGUAUCUGAGGAUGCUGCAGAGCAAACAUCUGCUUUGUUAGAUGAUUUUACGUGGUUGAAUUAUCUUGAGCCCGAAGCUCCUUUUGGUGACUAUUCGUCGACUGCGAUUGAUGCUGCUGAGUCAAUUAUCCAAGAUGUGGAGGGCGAGGAUAUAUUGAAAAAUGAUGUCCAUGUACCUGAAUCCAAUGAGCAGGUUUUACCUCUCAAUGAGGAGCCAGAUAUAAAACAUCAGUUUUCAACGGUUGACCCUUGGGAAGAUGAGAUCCCUUUGCAGGUUCAAAGCUCUGAGGUUUUACUUCUUCCAUAUAAGGAAGAAGAAAACUCAGCUUUUGUUGAGUUUGGAGAAGGUGAGGCUUCUUCAUCGAUUCAUGGUGUUGGUCAAGAGGAUUUUGAUGGCUUUGGUGGCUUAUUCGACGAGCCUGAGGUAUCUACAGGACCCAUUGUCGGGCCUUCCAUGGCUAAUGAAAUUGCGGAAACUGGGUUUAUGGCAGGUAAUAGUAGUGAGUCUGAUCUAGACGAAGUUGAUGAUACAGAUUCUCCAGUGUCUGUGGAAACUUGUUUGGCUCACUUCACAAAGCCAGAGCUUCUUUCAAACGAAAAUAGUUGGCACUGUGAGAACUGUUCCAAAAAGGUCCUCCGCCAAAAGUUGAGGGAUAAUAAGCAGUCAAAAGCUGCUGCCAAAACUUUGGUAAAUGGAUGUGGGACGAGAACCCAAAGUGAUAUAGGGAAUUCAAAUAAGGACCCUUGUCCAACAGAGGUCAGCAACACUAACAACAAUUUUCAAAGUGUUGCUGAUUCAAACAAGUUUGAUGCAGCUAUGAAUUGCUCAAUUAAAAAUCAUACGGCUGAAGAAAAUGGUCAACAAGAUAAGAUAGAUCCUUUUGUGCCUCAAGGGGAAGAAGGGAUCGCAAAGAAGGAUGCAGCUCAAGAGCAAUCGAAUUCUUCAGGAUCCUAUUACACUUGCAGGCAAGAAAGUUUAAGUGAUCAAGCAAUAGAUUCUUCCUGUGCUGAUGAGCCCAGUAGUGCUGGAGCUAUCAGUGAAAGUGUUCAGCAAGGUGAAUCUAAGCUAUUGCCUAAAAAUGGCGAAUUGGAGGAAAGUGGAGAUGAUGAAAUAUAUUCUGAAACUGUGAAGGUUAAGAGGGAUGCAACAAAGAGAGUUCUUAUUAAUAAAGCUCCGCCUGUUUUGACCAUUCAUCUUAAGAGGUUCAGCCAAGAUGCUCGGGGUCGGUUAAGUAAAUUGAAUGGCCAUGUUACUUUUAAAGAAACGAUUGAUCUGAAACCAUAUAUGGAUGCCAGGUGCAUAGAUGAAGAAAGCAGCUAUGUUUACCGCCUUGUUGGAAUCGUUGAGCACUCUGGUACCAUGAGAAUGGGCCACUAUGUUGCAUAUGUUAGAGGGGGUGAUAGGAACGGAAUGAAAGAUGGCGGUUCUACGUGGUUUCAUGCAAGUGACGCUUAUGUGCGUGAGACGAACUUAAAAGAGGUUCUUGGCUGCGAAGCCUACAUCUUAUUUUAUGAAAAGGUUUGAGGUGGAUCCUUUUUUUUUUGCACGUGAUGUGUUUUUUGUGUCUUAUCAGAUACAGUUUGGGGUUAACAGAGCAUUCCCCUAAAGAAUUUUUAGACAGGGAAAGAAAGAAAAGAGGACAAAGUUUGAGAGAGAGUAACUGGAGUAGGUGAGUGUACAAUUACCUUACAUUUUUAUACCAUUCUUUUGACAUUUGAUGAAUUUCAAAUAUGAUGUAUACCCUGAAAAUUGAUCAGCAGUAAAAAAAAAAGGGGGGGGCUUUCUUUUUUAUUUUCGUUCAGAUUUUAUUUUAUUUUUUAUUCUUUUUAGAGAAUUCUUGAUGUGGUUGU
Molecule: messenger RNA, 3686 nt
Organism: Morus notabilis
Lineage: Eukaryota; Viridiplantae; Streptophyta; Magnoliopsida; Rosales; Moraceae
Product: ubiquitin carboxyl-terminal hydrolase 2
Exons: 3
Coding region: 427-3360 (977 amino acids)
Biological process (GO): protein deubiquitination
Cellular component (GO): cytosol; nucleus
Molecular function (GO): cysteine-type endopeptidase activity; cysteine-type deubiquitinase activity; zinc ion binding
Source: RefSeq, a predicted model, not a curated record